Messenger RNA from Tachyglossus aculeatus (Australian echidna), 936 nucleotides. It is a transcript of the gene ANKRD66, whose product is annotated as ankyrin repeat domain 66. NCBI's taxonomy places the organism in Eukaryota, Metazoa, Chordata, Mammalia, Monotremata, Tachyglossidae. The transcript has 4 exons. Gene Ontology annotation, molecular function: protein binding. The record is from RefSeq and is a predicted model, not a curated record.
AUGGAAUUAACCGCCUGGUUAGAUACAAGCUUGUCAGCACUGGCCAAGAUGAUGGAGAUGACAGAGCUACACGAAGCUGUCGCCAUCGGAGAUUACGAUUUAGUGGAAAAGAUUCUGAAGAAAGGAUCUUGCAAUCCAAACUAUAAGGACGUUGACUGGAACGACAGGACACCACUCCACUGGGCUGCUAUUAAAGGGCAAACAGAGAUGGUGAAGCUGCUUAUUGACUACGGAGCCCGGCCCUGCCUGACUACGGACGUGGGUUGGACCGCUGCCCAUUUUGCGGCUGAGUCGGGGUGACUGGGAGUUCUCAGGACCCUGCAUGCUCUGCAUGCUGCCAUUGAUGCCCCCGACUUCUUUGGGGAUACCCCAAAAAGGAUCGCCCAGAUAUACGGGCAGAAAGACUGCGUCAAGUUCCUAGAGACAGCUGAAGCUGAGUGCCGUGCCUAUCAGCUGCAAGCCCAGCAGAAAGGUUUACACCUGGAUCAGAAGGAUGAGGAAUGGGAAUUCAAGAGAAGAGAGGUCAUGAGAACCUCACCCUCUUUAGGGCAAAAUCAAAAUAAUAGGAAGAAUGAGAAAUCAGGGGAUCUCCAAGUUUGCUAGAGUUAAAGAAAGUCACAUGAGAGAAGUCUGAGAAGGAAAACCACAGAUAACAGCGGUAUUGCUUCAGAUGAAGUUCCUGAAAGAGAGGAUGAUUCUAGAGACUGUUCUGUGCUGUGUGGGAAAUGACCUGUCCAGGCCCCCUGGGGAGAAAGUAGUACAUUCCCUAUUAUUCACUGGGUCAUGUUUUUGUUUGCAGUCUGAAAAUAUGAUCACCGCUGCUUACCCAUAAUCAUUUCCACAGUACGGGAAAAGGACUUCAGAGAGAAAUGAAUGCUCGCACCCAUAUGAAUGCUGGGUUCUAGUCCCGGUCUGAUGAAUACCUAUUCUGUGAUC